This is a messenger RNA of Phialemonium atrogriseum, 1893 nucleotides long. RefSeq lists its product as uncharacterized. Gene Ontology annotation, molecular function: chitin binding. Lineage: Eukaryota; Fungi; Ascomycota; Sordariomycetes; Cephalothecales; Cephalothecaceae. The coding region runs from base 336 to 1421 and encodes 361 amino acids. The transcript has a single exon. The record is from RefSeq and is a predicted model, not a curated record.
GGACCGCUACUCUGACAUCUUAUCAUAGAUAAUUCUCCCCCCUUGUUGGCCUUUUAUUCCCAUUCUCCUUAUUACCAUUUAUCAAACAAUUAUCCGCAAGUAUAGCUUCCUCCUCACCACGGUAUCCCGCAGAAAGGGAAGGAAGGAGAGAGAAAAGAGAGCGAAAAGACCGAAGAGGAAAAGGGAAGGAAAAGGCCAUUUAUGCCUCGAACUUCUCCAACUCCAACUCGACCGCAAAUCUUCCCUCGUUCUUUUUUUCGUUCUCCCUCGCCUCCUCCCCUCUCCGCAUUCGAGCCCGCCAAAUACGCCCACCCCCCGACUGAACGCGGCCAACCAUGCGGUGGACUAAUAUCGGCCUAGUAGGGACCCUAGGUCUCGCGGGGGCCUCAUAUGGCGCCAUACCCCUCGGCGGCGGCAUCAACAGCGAAAGCGACAGCCAGAUCCGGGGAGUCGACGUGUUCGCCGCCGGCAGCGGCAUCCUCGCCGGCGUGAGCGACAGCUUCGCGCAGCUCGAACGGCGGCAGGCGGGCGGCCAGUGCGGCGCCGCGGGCGCCAACGCCAAAUGCCCGGGCAACCUGUGCUGCUCACAGUUCGGCUACUGCGGCGAGGGCGACCAGUUCUGCCUCGCCAUCGUGGGCUGCCAGACCGCGUUUGGCUGGUGCGAGGGCCAGCCGCUCCCCACGCCCAGCUCCGCCGCGCCGCCACCGCCGCCAGCCUCCACCAGCUCCGCCGCGCCCCCGCCACCGCCAGCCUCCAGCACCUCGGCCGCGCCGCCGCCGCCACCACCGCCAGCUAGCCCCACCUCGACCGUACGGCCCACCUCGUCCUCGUCGUCGUCGACCGCGCCCGCGAGGCCCACGGGCAGCCUCACCGCCAGCACCAACGGCAUGUGCGGCAACACCACCACCUGCGCCGGCUCCACCCACGGCAGCUGCUGCUCCCAGUUCUAUUACUGCGGCGACGGCGCCGCCUACUGCAACGCCGGGUGCCGGUCCCAGUUCGGCGCCUGCUUCAGCGGCGCCGCUCCCCCGGACGACGGCGCCUCGCCUCCGCCGCCUCCGCCCGCUUCCUCCGCGGUGCCGCCGCCAGCCUCCACCGUCCGGCCCACCUCCGCGCCGCCCGUCUCUCCCGUGCGACCGACCUCCACACCGCCACCGGUCUCUGUGCCGCCGGUCUCUGUCCCGCCGCCGGUCUCCGUCCCACCCACGACAACCACGGCGGCGCCCACGCCGUCGGCGCCGGCGCCGGCGCUGCCGGCCGGGCAGCGCGCCACCACGGACGGGUCGUGCGGGAACAACGUCUCGUGCAUCGGGUGGGCCGGCGGUUCCUGCUGCUCGCAGUUCGGGUUCUGCGGCGAGAGCGACUACUUUUGCGCCAAAAUCGCCGGAUGCCAGCCCGCCUUCGGUACCUGCGCGGCCUAGAUUAUUUUUCCCCCGCGCUGCCAGGGGCUCUUUUUUUGGCUUUCCCGUUUUUACCGCGAGAUAUCCUCUCUGCGAUUUGGGAUGUUGUGUUUGUUGUGUUAUAAGAGGGUUUAAUUCUUCAUGGGGGAAGGCCGCGGUGUCGUCUUGCCAAAGACCCGCGGGAUUGCGCUGUUGGAUGGAGUGGAAGAGACGCGCAAGGGGGAAGCUUGGUCUGGUUUCUUUGAUGGGCUACCGAAGGAGUCUUGCCAAUAGCUCGUUUAAAUUUACUACUCGGUUUAAUUUACCUCUCUGUUUUUACCGUAGACGAAUUGGAACGCAGCCUCGAUGUGAUCCCCUUUUUCGAUCCUCCUCAUGGUCAGAGCAUGGCAACUGAUGACAAUGUCGGCUCCACGGCUCCACGACUCGAUUGCCCUUCUAGUCGGACCUGUGCUGCUGUCUUUCUGUUCAAAGUGGCUUCUAGAAUAUCCUUCAU